Messenger RNA from Eremothecium cymbalariae DBVPG#7215, 1218 nucleotides. It is a transcript of the gene ICT1, whose product is annotated as lysophosphatidic acid acyltransferase ICT1. Gene Ontology annotation, biological process: cardiolipin acyl-chain remodeling. The record is from RefSeq and is a predicted model, not a curated record. The transcript has a single exon. Gene Ontology annotation, cellular component: mitochondrial inner membrane. Gene Ontology annotation, molecular function: A2-type glycerophospholipase activity. NCBI's taxonomy places the organism in Eukaryota, Fungi, Ascomycota, Saccharomycetes, Saccharomycetales, Saccharomycetaceae. Bases 1 to 1218 code for a protein of 405 amino acids.
AUGAAUCGAGUAUCGCAUACUAGGUUUUCGCCAUGGAGGCUUCUCAGACGAUUGUUCAAACCUUUGCCCCUGGAACAUAGGAGAUCUGGUUGGAAAUUGUGGGCGACGCAGCUAGUGGAGAAGCCCUUUCUUCGAUUGAAGAGAUUGGAAUCACAACUGAUGAUUGGCAUGCCAUCGAAACCGGAGAAUGUGUUAUUAAUGGAUGUAAUUAAUCAGUGGAGCUUCUAUAACCCGGAUGCAAAGAUACAGACACCCACUCUACUCCUACAUGGCUAUGCAACGUCAUCUAUGUGUUACCAUCGUAAUAUGCCACAGCUAAGUGAAGGUAUUAAACAUCUUUAUACAAUUGACCUACCGGCUAAUGGUCUAUCGAAGGAAUUGCCAUUGGAGCUUGAUAUAGCUAAACCUAUAGUUUUCAAGCCAGAAUUUAAUAGCGUCAAGUCUGAAUUCCAUAUCCCAUACACUAUUGAUGGUUUACAUCAUAGAUGUGCAAUACAAAAGCUUGAAGAUUACUAUAUAGAUAGUAUUGAACUAUGGAGAAGAAAGAAUUCCCUGGGAGCGAUCAAUCUAGUUGGGCAUUCAUUUGGCGGGUAUAUUUCGUUUAAAUAUUCCAUCAAGUAUCCACAAAAUGUCAAGAAGUUAUGUUUAAUAUCACCAAUUGGCGUUGAGAGAAAUAUCUAUUCAGUUCACAACAACUGGCGCAGCAACUGCCCUUAUAGCAUCGACUAUGAAGAUCCUUCCUCCAAGCAUUUUGCCAACAAGACGAUGAUACCUGAGUUCGUGUUCAACGAACAAACAAAGCUACUGCGUUUAAUGGGACCAUUAGGUGCAAAACUUGGUUGGAAGUAUAUUAACGCGGUUUACUCAAAGGUGCCAAAUUUUCUUUACCUUGAGUUUAUUUUCACUUUGAUCUACGGCAAGAAUGUAAUGACUGAUACCUCCAGGAAUAUCUUCACUUAUCUGUUCACAAACUCUCUGCUUGCACGGGAUCCCAUGCUUGACUCGUUAGAACAUCUCCAUGUUGACAAACUACUAAUGCUAUACGGAGAGCAUGAUUGGGUUAGAAGUCAACCAGGGAAAAUGAUGGUUGAAGAAUUCAAUAAACAAAGAUCUCAUCCAAGUGGAACAUUAACUGUGGUUCCUGAUGCAUCACAUAAUUUGUUCUUAGAUAAUCCUGUCUUCUUUAAUGUAGCACUGUUAAAUUUCCUAAAGGAAUGA